This is a messenger RNA of Ricinus communis (castor bean), 1289 nucleotides long. RefSeq lists its product as uncharacterized. Gene Ontology annotation, molecular function: oxidoreductase activity, acting on the CH-CH group of donors. The record is from RefSeq and is a predicted model, not a curated record. The coding region runs from base 97 to 1086 and encodes 329 amino acids. The transcript has 3 exons. Gene Ontology annotation, biological process: lipid metabolic process. NCBI's taxonomy places the organism in Eukaryota, Viridiplantae, Streptophyta, Magnoliopsida, Malpighiales, Euphorbiaceae. Gene Ontology annotation, cellular component: membrane.
GUAAAAGUAACUUUUGGAACGUUGCAAUGCAAAAGCUAUAUAUAAAACCGGGCUUCCCUGAGUAAGUGAUCAGUGUGCAAAUUCUAAGCGUAGAAAAUGACAAGAGAGACUAUCAUGGGCAGUAACUUGAAGAACGCAGUGAUAGCUUUUCUUGUUCCAAUUCCUUCAAUUCUGUUCUAUCUUUCUCUCCUCAACCAUUAUCGCACCAUCUCUGAUACUAACAAUCUCUCUCCUUUCUGGACAUGGUGCUUUGACCACCCUCUUCUAUUAGUCAACAUCCUUUUCUUCUUCAACGUCAAUGUCCUCUUUUGGGUCAUUAGUCACAUCCAAUCAAGCCACUGGAUGAUAGAUCUGUACUGGACUGUGAUACCGAUAUUGCUUGUUUACUACUAUCAAACAUUUCCUUUUGCACAAUAUAACUUGUGGAGGUCCAGAAUUGUGAUAACAAUAACAUGGGUGUGGAGUUUGAGACUUACUCAUAACUACUUUAGGCGGGAAAAUUGGCAGUGGGGUGCAAGAGAGGACUGGAGGUUCACUGAUAUGCGUGGCCAGUAUGGCAAGCACUGGUGGUGGGUUUCCUUUUUCUCUGUCUACGUUUCUCAGCAGGUUUUUCUCAUUGGAAUAUGUCUGCCCUUUUAUACUGUUCACUCAGUUGAUAAACCAUUGGAUGCCUGGGAUUUUGUUGCCAUUGUUGUCUGUUUGUCUGGUGUCGUAAUAGCAUACUUUGCUGAUACACAACUCCAUGAAUUCGUGUCAAGAAACGACAAAUUGAAAGAACUUGGAAAGCCGAUUGUGCCCAAUCUUGAUAGGGGUUUGUGGUGUUACUCGCGGCAUCCUAACUACUUUGGAGAGCAGUUGUGGUGGUGGGGCCUGGUUUUGUUUGCAUGUAACCUGGGACAUGGAUGGACCUCUAUCGGGGCUCUAAUUAAUAGUCUGUGCUUAGCAUAUGUUACCGUGCUUGUAGAGCAGCGGAUGCUAAAACAACAGUACAGAGCUGAAGCAUACAGGGUAUAUCAGAAAACAACUUCAGUAUGGAUCCCUUGGUUCAAAUCAUCUGCCUAUGCUAACAAAGAUAAGAACAAUUGAUCUGAUUUGCAUUCCAAUGUUAAAUUUUAUCAGUUACUGCUUAUCUGCAUCUUUGGUAUUAUCUGUUAUUCAUCAGCAAUUGUCCAUGUAUCUAGUUGUUUAUUUGAGAUUAUCCGCAUUUAGUUUAAUAGACCACUCUAUCAAAUUGUGUAAAUUCGGUUUUCAUUUUCUAUGAAGUUUUCUAUGUCUGUUGAAUCUUUUCA